Messenger RNA from Phlebotomus papatasi, 878 nucleotides. It is a transcript of the gene Smn, whose product is annotated as survival motor neuron protein. Bases 87 to 833 code for a protein of 248 amino acids. The transcript is spliced from 2 exons. The record is from RefSeq and is a predicted model, not a curated record. Lineage: Eukaryota; Metazoa; Arthropoda; Insecta; Diptera; Psychodidae.
AGUGCCCAAGUGACAGUUGAAGUUUCGGAAUUUCGGAAGCAUCACGCUCUUUUGUGUUUUUAGCGGAAAGUUUGAGGACCACAAAAAUGCCCAAAGAAUUGAAAAAUGGGACUGUCAAUGGAGGAAGUGGCGAAGAAUCAGACAAUUCUGAUGCUUGGGAUGAUGAACUACUGAUCAAAGCUUAUGAUGAAUCUGUACGCCUGGCAAAGGAAGAUGUGGCUAGGAAAGUUGCUUCAGCCACUAAUACAAGUCCCCCGAAGGUUGAUGACUCAGCCGGGAAGCGCUCCCUUCAGUGGCAGCCGGUUAAAUACAAAGUAGGAGAUUUUGUCCGGGCAAUUUACAGAGAUGAUGGAAUUGAGUAUGAAGCAGUAGUCGUGUCCACAAGUGGAGGACCUGGAAAGUAUUUGGUGAAAUUUGUUGGAUAUGAGAAUGAGCAGUACGUAGCGACGUCAGAGCUUAAGGAUUCCCUGGGAGGAGAAGCCAGAAUGGAGCAGAUUGAAGCAUCUCUGGCAUCCCCCACUGCAAAUGAUGAUGAAUCUGUGGCUUCUGAAACUCCUGAAGCUCAUUCUUCCACCUCCACAAAGAAAACUGAGCCACCAGAACCAAUACCAGGGCCACUAUAUUCGCUUCUUAACGCAGGAUCUUUCGUGCCGCCGAUGUCAUUUCAACCUCCUCCACUUCCUCCCUUCGCCAAUGAUAAUUCCGAAGAAGGGAAACAUUUGGCUGCGAUGCUCAUGGCUUGGUACACCAGUGGCUACUACACAGGACUCUAUGAUGCACACAGGAAUGCUCAGAAACGCAAAAAUGAGGUCAAACCCAGUAAAUCAUCCUAAUCGCCAAAACUUUAUUAUAUUCAUAAUAAAAUUGUAUUUGCAUUA